AGAGCGAAGGGAAGAUUAGAUUUGUGUGCCAGCAGUAAAUUACCGUAUUUGGGACUCUUCAUGCUUUGCAGUGAUCUUCAAAUCUCGAUGUACUCCGGUAAUUGGUUCGCCGGCGUUUAUUAGUCUCUGUUUCGCGCUGAAUUUAACGGCGGUCGCUAUCCGGUUUUCUGCUCCCCGUGCAUUUUGAAUCCGCCGGCAACCGUAUAUCGUUGUGCCUAAAAUGAAUGAGAACAGCCCAUUGGAGGGUACUCUCCACAAUAUUCUCCGCUUAAUCAAUCCCUUAGAAGAGGACCGGUCUCAGAGAUUUCAAGUCAUCCAAGAACUUCGAGCUAUUGUUCAAAACAUACAUAGUCUGAAAGGCAAGCAGAUGCAACUGUGGAACCAUAUGGAUCUUUUGUGUCGGAUCUAUUCACAAAAUGGGGAGAUAUUGAUGUAUGUGUUGAGUUGGGCAAUGCUUGUGCACUUACUAACAAGGAGAAGCUAACUUUACUUAUAGACAUACUAAAAGAAUUGAAAAGUAGAGGCGGGUACAAUAGACUGAAAUUAAUCAGCAGUGCAAGAGUCCCCAUUUUGAUGUUUCGUGGAAAGCACAACAUCUCUUGUGAUUUAUCAAUAAAUAGUAUUGAUGGUAAAAUAAAGUCGAAGUUAUUGUACUGGAUCAGCUCGAUUGAUGGCCGUUUUCGUGACAUGGUUUUACUGGUUUGUUCUUUGUAACAUUUAUUGAUGCAACAGCAUAUGGAUUUGAUAAAUUAUGAUGGAAUGUAAUGUGGUCUUAUACAACAUGCAUUUGAUUCCAUCACUUCCAUUUCAUUACAGUUUACCAAAAUGUCACCUUCUUUUUAAGAGUGUUUUAAAAGCCUUUUCUUCUGGAAGGUCAAGGAGUGGGCAAAGACACAUAACAUCAACAACUCAAAAUGUGCAACUCUAAACUCGUAUUCGCUCUGCCUGCUUGUCAUCUUCCAUUUUCAGACGUGUGUGCCUCCAAUUUUACCCCCGCUAAAAGAAAUUUACCCUGGAAAUGUUAUGGUUGAUAUUAAAGAAGCAAGGGUUGAGCAAAAGAAUAUGCAGGAAUUAUGCUCAUCCAACAUUAAUCGAUUCAUACAAAAUGUGUCGAGAGCUCACAAUCAGAGUUCUCUUUCUGCGCUUUUCACCUCAUUCAUUGCUGGGUUACGUGACUUGAGUUCAAGAGCCCCUAAGCAAGGGAUUAAUACAUAUGCUGGACAAUGGGAGGACAUUGAAGGCAACAUGAGAUGGUUACCUAAUAAGUAUCCUUUAAUUGUAAUCUUCUCCAACUAUAUCUAUCCAAAAAAAUAAAUAAAUAGAGCUCGUUUGGCAAAGCUUAAAAUGUCUGAAUCAACACAAAUUUGGUGAAAAUGGCUGAUUUAUCGAAUUUACUUAACAUAUGUUUUUUAGUUUUUUUUUAAGAAAAUAAUAUCUAAAAUUUAAUGUUGAAGCAUCAUUUUCAUUAGUUUCAUCAAUUUGAACACUACACUUGACAUUUGUGCUGCUUAUUUCUUACUCUCAGCCAAUUAAGUGUCAUGAAAUAAGUUGGUGUUUGGUGAACAAUCAAAUGCAAUAAGCCAGAAAUAGUUCAUGCCUACCAAACAGGUACUUGGUGUAAAUUGUUGAAUGGUUCUGAUAAUUCUCUGUUUGUGUUAACUGUUAACAGAUUGAAGAUCCAUUUGAACAGCCAAUGAAUGCAGCAAGGGUUGUAAGCAAAAAACAACUCCUGAGGAUAGCACAGACUUUCAAUAGGACAUAUGAUGUGCUUGUAUCUCCCAACCAAAACCCAGAUUUGCUUAUGUCUACUCUUGUGAGAUCACAAGUGUUAAAAUUGUGUGCAACAACCAAUGCUACAAGAGCCAAGCAGCCUCAGCCGACAAAAACCAAGCAGCCUCAGCCGAAAAGAAACAAGCAGCCUCAGCCGACAAGAAACAAGCAGCCUCAGCCGACAAAAACCAAGCAGCCUCAGCCGACAGGAAACAAGCAGCCUCACCCUCAGCCAAAAGUCAGCGAGGCAUUUGGUGCCCCUACUCAAGUUCAGGCACAGCCUGUUACACAGCCAGGGCAAGAAGCAUUUAGUUCCAUUCAUGUCCGGGCACAAUCUGUUGCGCAGUCAGGGCAGGCAUUUGGUGACCCUAAAGAUCGGGCACAAUCUGUUGCGCAGUCAGGGCAGGCAUUUGGUGCCCCUCAAGUUCGGGCACAAUCCGUUAUGCAGCCAGGGCGGGCAUUUGGGGCUCAUCAAGUUCAGGCACAGCAUGCUAUGCUGCCAGGGCAGGCAUUUGAUGCCCAUCAAGUUCAGGCACAACGUGUUAUGCAGCCAGGGCAGGCGUUUGGUGCCCAUCAAGUUCGAGCGCAACCAGGGCAUGCAUUUGGUGCCCUCCCUCAAGUUUGGGCACAGCGAGGGCAGGUGUUUGGUGCCCUUCCUCAAGUUUGGGUGCAGCCAGGGCAGGCAUUUGGUGCCCAGCAAGUUCGGGCACAUCCUGUUAUGCAGCCAGGGCAAGCAUUUGGUGGCCAUCCUCAUGCUUGGGCACAUCCUGCUAUGCAGUCGAGGCAGGCAUUUGGUGCCCCUCCUCAGGGUUGGUUACAAGUCUUACAACCUGUUAUGUACCCAUCUGAUGGACAACCACAGAGUAUAGUGCGUAGACCUGCCAAGACUCCGCGACUCCAGUGGGAUUAGAAUCUGAUAAGCAAAUUGCAGAUUGGUCCUAUGGUUUUGCAUUAGUUUGUAUCAUGGUGUAUUCCUUUUCUGUUUCACUCUUUUAACUGUAUCAUUGUCUUCUUUCAAGGGUCCAUUUGAAUGGAUAGAAUUGUUUUCAAAUGGGAAGGCUUUCGAGUGCUUUUUUGAGCACGUUAUUCAAAGGUUUUACGUUUGCAUGUUUGUGUUGAUCUUUUGAGUUUGUAAAAUGAAACUGCUGCGUGUGG
This is a messenger RNA of Cuscuta campestris, 2925 nucleotides long. The record is from the annotation of a GenBank genome assembly. NCBI's taxonomy places the organism in Eukaryota, Viridiplantae, Streptophyta, Magnoliopsida, Solanales, Convolvulaceae.